UUUUCCCGGAAAUUAACCAUAAGCUCCUUUAUUAUGACAGGCGUAUUUAUAAAUGUGAAAUAACAUAAUAAAUAUAACAAUCGAUUAACAUAAACUCGAUUUAUAAAAAUCUGUCCGAUUAAUAUAAUAUUCGUAGUAUUUUUCUGUAGUAUGUAUUUUGUAACUGGCGUUACUGUACUCUCGGAUUUUGUUGACGAAUUUUUGACAAGUGGUUCUUUUCGGUGUGCUAUAUUUUUUAAUAUUUUUGCCUAAAUUAUUGUCAUAUUAAAAUAUGACUCGACAUGCAAGAAACUGCACCGCCGGUGCUGUAUACACGUAUCACGAAAAGAAAAAGGACGCAGCAGCGUCAGGAUAUGGGACACAAAGUGAAAGGGUUGGGAAAGAUUCCGUGAAAAGUUUCGACUGCUGUAGCUUGACUUUGCAGCCUUGCAGAUACCCCGUAGUGACUAAAGAAGGAUAUCUGUUCGAUAAAGAAGCUAUUUUGGAAUACAUUAUAUCGAAAAAAAAUGAGUACAACCGCAAAUUGAAGCAGUACGAAAAGCAACUGAAAAAGGAUGAAAAUGAAGUUAAAGAGCUGGCUGCGGCUGAACGUGAGGCCAAUUUAAUCAAAUUCAUGAGCAGGGAGAAAAAUAUUACACAUAGUAAAUCAGACAGUAUUGCUCCGUCAACCUCCAUUUCAAACCUUGCAAAUGGUAAACAUAAGGAGUUACCCAGUUUCUGGGUGCCCUCACAACUUCCCGAUGCGAAAGUCUCCAAAGUAGAGAAGCCGGACGCAUCAGUGUUGUGCCCAAUAAGCGGCAAACCUCUAAAAAUGAAGGAUUUGAUUGAAGUUAAAUGGACAUUAGUCAAUGACCCAGAUGAUAAGAAGUCUUUGAUUGCUAAAGAGAAUAGAUAUAUGUGUCCCAUUACACAUGAUAUUUUGAGUAAUGCUGUGCCAUGUGCUAUCAUUAGAACUAGUGGGCAUGUCAUAACAAUGGAAUGUGUAGAGAAAAUCAUCAAGAAGGAUUGGAUCAACCCUCUCACAGGUGACAAACUUAAAGAAAAGGAUAUCAUACCCCUACAGAGAGGAGGUACUGGUUAUGCCCUGACCAAUCAAAACCUGGAGGGGAAGAAUGAGAGACCAGUAUUACAAGCUUAGAUUUAGUCAUAGGAAAGAAAAAUAAUACUUUAAGGAUGUCUUAAAUAUUUAAUAUGAACCAGGAAUAACCAGGUUUAGUGGGUCAGGCAAAGGAUUAUUAGGCAUAAGAGAUUUCUAUAACAAAAUCUCUAUAACAACCUGGACUUGGAAAAUUGGCAGUGUCUAUAUGUCUGGCUUGGAAAGCAUGCAAAGUGGUCUGAUUAUUGUCACCAACAUGUUAUAAUAAUCCUUAAAGUAUCCUAUCCCUCAUUGAGGAGCAUGGUCGGCCUGGGCCCACCAGUUCAACAUUAAAAGGCUGAUGAUGAUGAUUUAUUAUAAUAUAAUACUGUACUUUCACAAGGACAGAAAAUAAUAUGUACCUACUUUUCUUCAGAAUGUUUCCUUCUUAAAUGGAAAGAUAUUAUAUGAACAGGAUAAUACACAUUUAAUUUA
Molecule: messenger RNA, 1570 nt
Organism: Pararge aegeria (speckled wood butterfly)
Lineage: Eukaryota; Metazoa; Arthropoda; Insecta; Lepidoptera; Nymphalidae
Product: nitric oxide synthase-interacting protein homolog
Exons: 2
Coding region: 272-1138 (288 amino acids)
Cellular component (GO): nucleus
Molecular function (GO): ubiquitin protein ligase activity
Source: RefSeq, a predicted model, not a curated record